AUGAAUGAGGAUGAGGACAUGUAUGGCUUCGGAUCCUUCUCGGAUUUGUUUGACACAGGACCGACAAAAAUUGCUAAGCGUCUUGAUCUAAAUGGACUAAGUCGCAUCUGUAUGUCAGAACGUAAGGUUGUGUGCUUUCAGCAACAGCAGCAACAGAAUAAGAGUUGCGUUGUGUAUGAGCACGUAGCCGCCAAAUUUAACGGUGUGAGCAUCGAUGGCGGUCUAGGCGCACUUAGUGUGGUGCCGCUUGAAGAAGGUGGUGGCUUUGUGUGGAUUCAAACGACAAUGUCAGACUCGAAUGCUCGCGGAAGGCGCAAGAAGGAGCUUCAGGACAUCACAAAUCACCAUAGGAGCGGUGGUGACCACAAAGCAGCGGAUGCCCUUUGCGUACCUAUAAAAUGUGUCAUUUCGAUGCAGACUACUACAUUGCAAAAUAGAGCAAAAGGUGUGGAAAUUGAACUUGUCGACGGCGAUUGUCUUGAGUUCACUUUCUUGCCUGGGCCAUUUGCUAAAUUGACACAUCGAGAUAAGUUCUUACAGGCACUUAAGCAACAGACACGUGAUAAGAUGGAGACACAGACGAUAAUUAGCGAUUUGUGUGAUCAACCCUGUGCUAAAAAACGAAAAAGAGAGUCAAAAGUUGAGACUGAAGGCACGCACAGGGAGAAAAUUCGUCAGCUUGUACGGAGAUAUACUGAGCUAGAUCCAAUGAGUGCAGAAGCUUUCGCGAUUGUCAAUGAGGUUCAUACAAGAACGGGCUAUUUUUUAGGACCUACGGCAAAGGAAAUGCCGAAGUUUUCUGAAAACUCAGAGUUUCGCAAGAAAUCAAUGGAGAACUUGGCAGAUUAUUUUAGACGAAUAAAGCAGGAAGGGAAGGAGGCAGACGCUCAUCGUGAAAUGCAUAUGAAGGUAAAAUACCUUAGAACGAAAAACAAUAAAUUUGAGUACACAGACAUCGACACUGGAACCCAAAUUUCUCCACAGACGUAUGAACAGCGGUAUUUUGAGUAUUUGAAGAUCCACGAGACCAUCUCAGCGAUCCACGAGCUUCCGAUCCGAGAUAAAAUAAAAUGCAGCUUGAUGGAGACAAGCUUGGUAGCGACAGAGGCAGAGAGCGCAAGGUCUGUGUUUAUGGUAACAUUAGGAAUGGACAUCAGCAAGAGUCGAGUUAUUGAUAGUGAUUUUUUUUCACUCGACAUUGACAAUGCACCGACGGGUACUCAGACGUGUAAUAGAAAUGUGGCUGCAUUUCGGGAUGCAGUAAACACGGUUCGGACGAGGGUAUGGAACUGUUGGGGUAUGGCGUUUGCCCAAGCGUCUGACAUGUGUACAAGCAGCACUCGUUCUACAAGCUCUUUGCCAGAUCAAGCGACAUUGCGUAAACGACAUCGAGGUAGAAGACAAAGUCUUAUGGUGCCCAAAUUUGACGAUCUCCAUGCCACUAUAGAGAAAAAUCUCGCCGAAAGCUCACAAGGUGAACAAUGUGCGGUGGCCUCUGCAUCAAGUGGUCCUUCCUCUCCCAAAGCUCAUACUAAGCGAGUUCAAGAUAUAACUCGCAGACAAGACUCAGUAAAAAAGACUUAUCGUGCGUCUUCAGCUCAGGAAAGGGUACAUUUGCUUCAAAAUGGGACGGAGGAGAAGACGACUGCUGCUCAACACAAGACCUCUCAGACAUCUGGCAAUUUAAUGCAAUCAAAACACCUCACUCGAAAGACCAGUCCAUUGGAGAUGGUGGAUGAUGACGACUUGAGCCUGUGCCAGCUCUGUUACAGUGAUGAAGCGCUAGUGCAGAUGAAACCUUGCGAUCACAAAGUUUGUAGCUCGUGCUGGUCACGAUUAUCUCCAUCAUCAGGAAAGAACGGAACUGGGCUGCGUCGAUUUUGUCCCUGGGAUCGCGAGGUGGUAUCAAAGCAAUCACAAUAA
This is a messenger RNA of Plasmopara halstedii, 1923 nucleotides long. Its product is annotated as Zinc finger, RING-type. Lineage: Eukaryota; Oomycota; Peronosporomycetes; Peronosporales; Peronosporaceae. The coding region runs from base 1 to 1923 and encodes 640 amino acids. The transcript has 2 exons. The record is from RefSeq and is a predicted model, not a curated record.